This is a messenger RNA of Erpetoichthys calabaricus (reedfish), 5032 nucleotides long. RefSeq names its product N-acetyltransferase 14 (GCN5-related, putative) (gene nat14). NCBI's taxonomy places the organism in Eukaryota, Metazoa, Chordata, Cladistia, Polypteriformes, Polypteridae. The record is from RefSeq and is a predicted model, not a curated record. Gene Ontology annotation, molecular function: N-acetyltransferase activity. The transcript is spliced from 2 exons. The coding region runs from base 259 to 1002 and encodes 247 amino acids.
CCUUUGGCGUAAGACAGUAGCCUUGCUUAGGUUACGUCACGCGAGAGGCGUGCAGCGGAUCCGCGUUGUUUGUAAUUUUGGGCUUUCGUGCACGCUUCGGUUUGCUGGCUGCUAGAUUAUGAGAAGGCGUGCUUUUUCUCCGUAGUCGAUUUUUUUUAACGAAGUUACAGGCUGUGCACUUUCUAGGUCCUUGUCCAAGAACCGAGUAGCGCCGCUUGGUUUAUUUUAAUUACCCUAUAUUCCCAAGUAAAACCAGACAUGAGCAAAUUGGAUCCCAAUGCGGUCUUGGUGAGAUUAUUACGACAAGGUGAUACUGAAAUUGUGACUGAAAUUCUGAAGGACACCUUCAAAGGUGCAGAAAACCGACUCAUCCUUUACCUACUGACUCGCCCCUGCGCCUUGCUUCUCCUUGCCAUAAGCAGCUCAGCGCUGCGGUUCCUGGUGAACUCCUUCAUUGCUGCCCUAGUACUUCCAGUGUUUGUGGCAGCCUUUUAUCUCAAGCUUACCAUUUGGCGCUUGACUGAUGCCCACUACAGCAGCAACGCACUCUGGGAACACUACUGUGGAAGUCGGGAUUCAGUGCAUGAUAAGCACAGUGGAGAUGGGGACUCACCACAUGGUGUUCAGAAUCGGUCUAGGAGUUCUGGCUCAAGGACCAAACCUGGAUCAAGUCCAACUUGUAGAUUGUGGGUGGCAGAGUGGGAUGGUGAAAUCUUGGGCUGUGUAGCUAGGGAUUUGGGUUCAAAUUCGGGUCAAGCCCGACUCUGCAGGUUGGCCGUUUCCUCAUGGCACAGGAGGGAAGGCGUUGGAGCCCUUUUGGUGAGAGAAUUUGAAAGGCAGGCCAAGCUGGAUGGUUAUUCCUCAGUCAUUGCGCACGUGUCUGUUGUAAGUAAAGUUGGGGUGGAAUUCUUUAAAAAUGUUGGCUACACUGCAGAAGAUGGUAUUGGAAUUAAAGGGUGGCUGGGCUAUCCUAUAUCUCGAGUGUAUGUUAAGAUGCUGUAACUGAUGAACACAAAAUGCAUCAUAAACUAUCAUGCAGAGAGUUGGAAUGACCAUGCAAUUGUACAAUAGGACUUGCGUAUCAAUUUAUUAGGGUUGUGUUGUUCCCUAAAGAAAACCUUACUCCAUCCUUCCUAUGGAAGAUCUUCACAUAUUUGUAAAAGGAGGAGGAGAGGAUGGGAUAGUCCAAAAACAGACAGGUGUAAACCUAUUUCUAGACCUCCCUGACCUCUGUCUGAUGGGAUUUAAUUCAGAAGCUCAAUUAGCAGUAUAUCCAUAUUGUAAACUCAGUGAGAACAUGUGACAUUUUAAAGCUAAUGUAUACCUGAGCCCUAAUUUAUCCCCCUGAGAAAAUAAAUUGCGAUUGGCAUGUAUGCAGAGUCUCAAAUGAUACAAAUGUUCCCAAAUUUUUAUGCAGGCAUGGUAAGUGACUUUUUCAGAGUGGUAUGUUGUUGUUUAACUGGUAACCCUUUUGCUUUUAACCUUAUGCUUUAGCCUCCAUGAGACUGAGACUAUAUCCACACUGCUAUGUUUUAGUUUUAAAAUGCAGACAUUAGUCCCCAUUUUUGCCUUAUGUCCACCUUUACCUUGGCAGUUUUAACUUCCAGAAACACAAACUUUUGGAAAUGCUCUCCAAAUCUGUAUAUUUCUGAAAAAGCCGGCUUAGCAUUGCAAUGUGAACAGGUAAAAAAAUAGAUGUUUGGAAGCACAUACUCUUAAUUGUAGUCUGAUUCUCCCAUGCUUAUUAUGAAGCCAACCCCUGAUUGGAUUCUGCUCAUUACAAUGUGUUAUUCUUACUGGUCACCCUUAACAGAAGAAAACCAUCUUCCAACAUAGUGGACAUCGAAAGGUUAGUUUCCAAUGCGCUUGUGUUCCUUACCUGUAUAUGUCCAAAUUGCCUUUUGCACAGUUUGAAUGCUGCACAUGUGUGCAAAAGGUAAUUUACUGGUCACUGCUGUUUCACAAUAAAUCCCACUACCAUCCUUUCAAGAAUUAUUACACAACUGUGCAUAUUACCAUUGUAGGCAAAUAUCUAUGUCCUAUGUGUUUUCAGCCAUUUUAGUGUGAAUUCUUUCAUAAAUAAUGUCAAAACGCUGGUGUGGACAAAGAUUAUUUUCACUUUAAAAACUGUUUUCAAAUUAAAAUGUUGGAGUGUGGACGUAGCCUGAGGCUGUGAUUUGUGCAUAGGGACAUUUUGAAUCCUGACCUGCCUACUCGUGCAUCUGAACACUACAACACCAUUUAUAGAAUGUUCAGGAGGAUUGCAGUUUUUUGAUUUUAACUGAUCGUUUAAUGAGUUGCCUGUACUUAUCCUUUUUUGUUGACAUUUCUCUGGAGACUUUUGACUUUUUUCCAUCCAUAGUUAAAGAUGCUUAUCAUCAUUUAAGUUCCCCUUUUCCUGGCCCAAGGUAGCAACAUGCUGAGCUGUUGUAACCAGGCCUCCCCUUCUCCCAGCUACUUCCUCCAGGCCUUUUAGAUAAAAUCUAGAAUGCUUCAAGUACAGUUGAGGUAUAAAAUCCCUUCAAUGUGUCCCUGCAUUUGUCUCUGUUUCCCAGUGAGCUCUGAAUUGUUUCUCUCCCAAAGUACAUGCUGGCAGUAAAACUACAUGCCAACACCACCUCAUCUUGUUCCUGUAAUUUUGUGAAGGAGCAGUUCUGCUCUGAGCUUUAUCAUGGAGCUUAUCUUCUUGUGGAAGAUGAGCCCAGGAAAUAUCAUUUUGCGCCACCUGUACUCACAAUCUCAUUGUUUCUGUCUUUACUCAGAGCUUAUGACCAUAGGGGAGUAUUGGGACAGGCAGAGUGGAGGUAGAACCAAGUCUCCUUUUCCUUCAGGUUUCUUGUCAGUGUAGGAGGAAGCUGCAGCGUAUCUUGACAGAGUGGAAACUAGGCAGACACAAAUGGAAUUUCGGUCCAUUAUUGGAAAUACUUAAACCAGCCUGUACUGAGUUGCUUCAUUUUAAAGUUGACUGCUAAAAAGAUUUGCAUGGAGAUGGCUCUGUACAGUACUUUACACUAAUUCAAAAGAAAUAAUCAGUUUAGAAAUUGUUUGGUUUCAGUGGAUAAAAAAGGAAAGUUGUCUUAAUCUGAGCAAAUUGUUACAUUUCUCUGUAUAACAACUUUAAAAGUUAAGAGAAUGGCAGCACUUAAAACGUUUAGCUCUGUGUCUUUUUGUUGUCAACAUGGAAUAAAGUGGUAACACAACAAAGAGCUAAGCAGAGCAUUUGUUCUGAUGUGGGAAUUGAGCUAUGGUGCCUGAAGUAGAAAUCAGUGGAGUUAUUUUUGUCACCAGGCAGUGUGUUAGCAAUUUGGCUGUCAUUUGACAGUAGACUGCAGCACCCAAGCAUAUUUCAAUUGACUCAGUGGAAUGUUUAGAUCCUAACACUGCAUUGUAUGGAUGCUGAUGAAGGCCAAUAGCUUUUCUCCAAAAAAAGGAAACCAUAAAUUCCAUAAAUGUAAUCCCAAAUUACUAUUUAACUAGACUACACACACUUUUUAUUUAUGUAUUUUUUUUAGUGAUAAUCUAAUCAUCUUUAUGGUUUCUAUACAGUGCAUUCACAACACAAGUAAGAUGCAGUACUAUGUCUAAUUUAAUUUUCAUAAGAUCUAUUUUCAAGGGGCUUGUCUAUUUGUAACUAAAUGAGUAAGCUAAACUUUUUAAAAAUGUAUCUCUUCAUUCUGAGGUUCAUCUUCACUGUGUCCAUGCUGUAAAAUAUUUAUUUGUAUCUGAAAAUAUAAGGUGGUAUGUGCACAAAAGUCAGACCAAAAAGAAGACAUUGUGUAGUGGUUUGCAGAUUCCAUGAAGCAGCAACAUUAGCACAGAAGCAGAAUUACUUCAGCCACUGCAAUAUAGAUUUUUUUUUGUCCCUUUGGAUAGUAACCCAUCUUGAUCACUACACUGCCAAGCAUAAUUUCAUGUAUGACCAUUGAUCUUCCUUUCCAUCUGGAGGAGCUAUUCCAAAGCCAGUGGAAUGUAAAUCGAUUAAGCAGUAGGUAUUUUUGAUUACAUAAUAGGGGUGUUUACAUCUACUUGAGAUUGGUUUAAUCUAUCGUAAGCAGUAGAAAUGAGUACUGUUAAUUUGUGUAUAGUGGUAUUUUACGUUAGGUAUUAGCAGCAGUGUUCAAACCAAACCUUUCCUUGGAAAGUUCAUUUUUUUAUCUGUGGCUGUCACGUGAUGUGUAGUGCUGGAGUUAUAGGCAACAUGCAGAAGCAUGGUCAGUGGUAUAAUUACACACUGUAACAUACACAUUAGUAAAGUUCUUUAAUUGCAAAGAAGAAUGUUCACUCAUUGAAAGUGCAGUUAUUCAUGCUCACACAUGGCUAAAAAAAACAAAAGUCCAGUUAUAUGUAGAGAUAAGAUUGUUAAUAUUUGAAAAGACCCAUUUUUCAGUCCGUUUUCAGUUGAGUUAACAAAACCUCCUAAACGUUUCUGCCAAAAGCAGUAAUUGGAAAACAGUGUGUGUGUGUGUGUGUGCUUUCAACUUUUUUCCUUUAAAAUAGUUUUAUUAUUUUAAUACUGUGUAUUUAGUAAAAUGUUAUUUAUUUUUAUUUAUAUAUACAGUAAAAACACCAAGUUCACCAGUGCAUUACUGUUUGAAAUAUUGAGUCUUUUUUGGUUUUAAUAAGUAUUAUUCCUUAUCCCUAAGAACGUAAUCAGUGACUGUUUCUCUUAAAUCCAAUACAUAAUGUAGACGGGGGAUAUUUGGUUUUUAAAUAUAUUGUACAUACUGAAUGUGAAGCUGAAAAUGAGGCAAUAUUCUCACCUUGUUUUGGAUAGGUGCUUGAACCUAUAGAAAUAAAAUGUGAUGAUUGUGAUUUUAAAAGUAUUUACCAACCACAAGAAAGGCAGGGUCAAUUUAAUCACACCAACCUGAAUUGUUUUACUGUAUUUUCCUUUUUCUUUGUUCACUUUGAUUUUACUGUGCUACUUGUCUCUGAACUAAUUGUGUUACAUAGAUGAUUUCUGUUCCCAUAUAUUUAUUGGCUUGUGUAAUUUUGUAUUGUGUUUCAAAAUAAAAUUCCCUUUUCAGAUGUC